Messenger RNA from Opisthocomus hoazin, 885 nucleotides. The record is from RefSeq and is a predicted model, not a curated record. Lineage: Eukaryota; Metazoa; Chordata; Aves; Opisthocomiformes; Opisthocomidae.
AAAACUGGUUGCCAGUAUUAUCUUCACCUAUGAGAUUUUUCUUUUAAAAACUUAAAAAAGCUAUACUGAAAGCACUGAAAAAUUAUGAAAAUCACAUUUUUCUCUGCUGCAUUGUUCUUACUGGAUCUCUUUGCUUGCUGUUGUGCUUAUCCACAGUAUCCCUUGCCUGACAUAGAAGAUGCAAAGUUCAUUGAAGAUUGUGUGAGAGCUCACAACAAGUUUCGAUCCAAAGUGGAUCCACCAGCCAGCAAUAUGUUUCGCAUGUCCUGGGACGCUGCUUUAGCUAAGACUGCCAGAGCAUGGGCAAAGAAGUGCAAAUUUAAGCACAAUAUCUACCUUAAUGUGCCAGGGAAGGUGCACCCCAGCUUUACUCCUGUUGGAGAAAACAUCUGGACUGGCACAGCCACCAUCUUCUCUGUGGAUGCAGCUCUCAGUGACUGGUUUAAUGAAGUCAGCAGCUAUGAUUAUAGAACUGACAGAUGUACUGGCAUGUGUGGUCACUACACCCAGGUCGUUUGGGCAGAGAGUUACAAAGUUGGCUGUGCCGUUCACUUCUGUGAUACAGUUGAAAAUUUUCAAGGACUCCUCAGAGCAGCACAUUUUGUUUGCAACUAUGGGCCAGCGGGGAAUUACCCAAGAAAACCAUAUAAAGCCGGGCAAGCAUGCAGUGGAUGCAGGAAUGAGAAGUGCGUAGACAAGCUCUGUGAAAAUACAGAACGUGAGAAGCUGAUAAAUUAUUCCUACUGGUAUCCGGACUGGGACCGUCCCUCCUGUGACCAGUACUGCCUUACAGUUUCAAUUUUAAGGCCACUGUCUUUGGUACUGUGUGUUGGUGCUGUUCUUUUAGUACAACAGCGGUUUCCACACACUUUCUUCUAUGAGUAA